AUGAUACAAAAACUAUCACAAGAUGCAACUAUAACAAUACGACCGGCGGACAAGGGAGGCGGUAUUGUGAUACAAAAUUACAGGGAUUACGCAUUGGAAAUCCAGAGACAGCUGGAUGAUGUGGACACUUAUCAAAUAUUGAAAGGGGAUCCAACUAUGGAUAUAGCACAGAAAAUACAAGAAACCCUUACCUUUGGGUUAAGAGCAGG
Molecule: messenger RNA, 209 nt
Organism: Pelobates cultripes (western spadefoot toad)
Lineage: Eukaryota; Metazoa; Chordata; Amphibia; Anura; Pelobatidae
Source: the annotation of a GenBank genome assembly